This is a messenger RNA of Acaromyces ingoldii, 5212 nucleotides long. Its product is annotated as alpha/beta-hydrolase. The coding region runs from base 337 to 5139 and encodes 1600 amino acids. Gene Ontology annotation, molecular function: hydrolase activity. The transcript has 2 exons. NCBI's taxonomy places the organism in Eukaryota, Fungi, Basidiomycota, Exobasidiomycetes, Exobasidiales, Cryptobasidiaceae. The record is from RefSeq and is a predicted model, not a curated record.
CGCUCGGGGACUGCGUGUUGGAUGUCAUGCUGCCUGAGAUACAGACAUAAGUAACACCAUCGCCUGCACGACGACGACUACAACGACAAGCCCUCUUCCUCCUCGACGGUAGUGCUUGUGUUCUUGGCGGCACCAAUCACUUAGCGUGAGGCUAAGAACGGGCGAGCGGACCAACACGCUCGCUGCUUACGCACCUCGCGCGUGGAGGGUUGCCUCUGUAAGCGCGCGCACGCUGAGCAGCAGCAAGAAAUCCCACCAAUCAAGCACCGCUACUUUUUGUACAACGGACACAGCAGCAGCAGCAGCCGUGCGUGAACAGGAAAUAGGAUCCGCGCGAUGGUGUCGCCUGUGCUCCCGACGCCUGGGUCGGACCAUGAGGCCAGCAGCGCGGGAAACACAAUGUCCGGCGCGGCGGCGGCGUCGGCGGCGUCAGGCAGCAGUAGUGCGACUGCAGGCAGCGUGAGGAUGGGGCUGCCACGGCAGCGAUCCAAGGGGCAGAUUGCGAGGCGGCACAGCAUCACGAGGGGCACGAGUGCGGCGGGCGCGGGAGAGUCGGGCGGGCGACGAGCCAGGAGCGCAGGGUCGGGCGCAGGCGCAGGCGCAGGCGCAAGAAAGGGAAAGGCAAGAGGCAGGAAGCGCGGGGUUGCGACAGAUGUGGGAGCGAGCGGGGAACAUUUGCCAGCGGAAGACGGCGAGGAGAAGGAAGAGGAAGAGGACGACGACGAUGAUGCAAUCGAGGACGACGAGGACGAGGACGACGAAGAGUGCAAGACGGGAGGCGGGGCUGGUGAGCAGCCAGUAAUGACCGAGGCGAGUCAGCAUGCUGUAGAGGGGGAUGCUCCCAUCCUGGCGGCAAGUGAACCGGCAGCAAUACAGCCAACGAACAAGAGAGCAAUGACUUCUGCUUUGCGAGAAAGAGAGGCUCAGCUCCAACGGCAGGAACCACCAGCAAAGAGGAAGGAGAUGAAGAAGAGGAGGAGGCGACGGCAGCAGCAGCCACCCACAGAAAAUCCCUGGUUGGGCGGACUUUUCUUUACCGAUCUCAUCUUCAUCGCAUUCACCUAUGCGAUCAAUCUCCUGAGAACCUGCGGUCUCGCCGAGCUCUUUGAUGUCGUAUUCACGGGCCUCGUCUACGUAGUCUUUUCGCUCCCUCGAGACCUCUAUCAUCGAUGGACGCUCAGUUUCGCCCCGCCAUCGGCUUUUGCGUCGGAGCAGAGGCGAUCGAGGAGGAACCAUGACAAGGCGCGAAAGAGCGAGAGGAAGCGCGACCCAGUGCAGAUCGCCAAGCAGCAGCAGAGGCAAGCAGCCAAAAGCAAGGCUGAGGGUGCCGCUCCUGCUCCUCCGUCUUCCAAGGGUACAGCGACGGAAGCAGGCCUGCUUUCUCGCUCGCAGCUCUCGCCCUUCCACCACCUCAUCGUCCUCGUGGCGCGCUUUGCAUGCGCCAACUUUCCCCACCUCCUCCCUCGCGUCCUCUUUGCCGAAGAGACCAUCGGCCCGUUCGUUUACUGGCGCACCGGCGGAGGGUCAAACACCAUGGUCCAAGAGUUCACUGACCUGCACGAUCUUGGCCGUCGAAGACAGCUGCCCGCGAGUACCGGCGGGUCCUCGUCUCAAGAGCAGAGCGAGGACGAAGGCGAGGUCGGGGGAGGCUUCAAGGCCUACCUGCUCAGCACCGACGCACGCAUGCCAAUAGAGGUGCAACGAGCCAACGUGGCCUCGAGAAAGGCCACAACGCUCCUCUAUCUCCACGGUGGCGGUUUCAGUCUGGGCAGCGUCGCCUUCUACGCAGAGGCUCUGCUCCGACUGCGGGCCAAGAUCGCGGCCAUCGAGGCCAACAACGGCGUCCUGGCCAGGGACAUGGCCGAGCCGAGAUGUGUGGCGGUGGAAUACGACCUGAGCCCCACUGCUCGAUUCCCUACACCGCUGCUACAAUGCCUCCGGUGCUAUGCGCACCUGAUCGAGGUCGAGCACAUCGACCCCGAAAGCAUCUGUCUUGCCGGCGACUCGGCGGGUGGCAACCUGGCCAUGGGCAUGCUUCUCUGCCUCGGCGGACGCAUCGGCUUCGAGAACGGCGAGGGCGUCAUGAAGGAGAGGGACUGGAGUCAGCUGCCCAUGCCCGGAAAGGCCGUCCUCAUCAGCCCCUGGGUCGAUCUGCGGCCGAGACAAUCGAUUGCGUUCCGUCAGCUCCGGCAGCAGCAGCAGCAGUUGAAGCAGCAGCAACCUACCACGGAAGGCUCGUCGAAAGAGGGGUCGUCAAAAGACCAGGGCACAAAUAAAGCAGGAGAAGAGCAAGAUGAUGGCUGGACAGAGGCUGUCGCAGCUUACGAGUGGGACUACGUCGCCAGUGAGUCACUGUUGCAUUUUGCGCAAGUCUAUGCCGGCAUUCUCGAGGCACCUCGCCGUGUGAGGGGCCCACUGGGGUGGAUCGCACAUGUCUGUGGUGUCUUUGCCGACGAGCAGGAACGGCCGAUGGCUGAGGACGCGGCCGAGCGGAAACGUCUCGCGGAAAAGAAGAUCCCAAGCAAGCAGGCUGCGUCCACAAAAUUCGUCUUGGACCCGCGAAGGGCAUUGGCGGCGGCAUUGGCCAGGCCUUCAGCAAAGCUGGCUCGGGCAGCCCACGAUGCGCUGAGUGAGCCGUUGCUCUCGAAGCUCUUGAAGACGGCCACGCCGCCCACCACUGGCCCUUCUUCUACUUCGGCGGCUGUCGUUCCUGCGUCUGAGCCGUCUGCUUUCGAGCCAUUGUUCACCUCGUCGGAGAGGAGGACAGACUUGGUAGCCGACACUAGCGGUCUUUACAACGACGACCACUUUCAACCGUCCAGCGAUUUCAACGACGAGAGCGGAGAGCGGCAAAGGGCACGGCGCUGGCUGGAGAGUCAUCCCCUUCUCAGCCCCACAGUGGCCGACUGGAGCUCGAUCCAGCUCAAGUACGGCUGUCUGGUCACCUGGGGAGAACGCGAGAGAAUGGCUGAUGAUAUUGAGCUGUGGGUCAAGCGGACGAGAAGGAGCACUGCGAAGGGUGCAGCAGGGAGAGAAGCCAAGGGAAAGAGUCGAGAACAAAGGGCAAGCACGCCCACGAUGCAGGAAGAAGAGGAAGGGGCCAAAGUCACAAAGGAUGCUGGUAGCGUUCGUGAUGACGAGCCAAUUCCCAACGUCGGCCAGUCGAGCCUUCCAAGGCCGACGAAGGAGAGGCCAUCUUCACCUUCUUCGCUCACCUCCUCACCCUCCUCUUCCUCUCUUUCUUCGCUGGCUGAAGGCCAUGACGAGGGCGAGUUCAUCUUCAGCGCCAUCGAGAGGGGACCGGGCGGCGUGCACGCCUGGCCGUUCGUGUCCAUGUACUUGGCGGGAAGCGAGAGCGAGCGAGAAAAGGGCCUCGACCUUGUCGCUCGCUUCACUGCAAAGACGGUCGAUAAGCAUUCGCUGCCGGGCAUCGACGCGCUUGGGGCUCGCCCAGCCACGCGAGCCGGCGAGGGUGAAGAGGAUGACGAGGACGACGUUGGGUCUGUAGGGUCGAUGCCUUCCGAUGUGGACCUUCAUGGGUUUGUAGUCGAUGAAGAUGGAGGCAACGCGGACGCAGCGGAAUUUGAGCUCGAUCAGGCGUUCCUCGACGAUGACUUGCAGGAUAUCGAGAGCAGCGACCUCGUCGUCAAUAUCGCAGACGCCGUCAAGCGGGCCAAAGAGCUCGGCAUCGGCCUUUCGGACGAGGAUGAGCAAGAGGAAGAAGCGGCCAAGGCUAAACGAGCAAAGACCGAAAACAAGAGGCGACGGCUAGCACAGGAGGAGCAAAGACUCAAGCAGCAGCAGCAGCAACAGCAGCAAGCUGCGUUGCUGGCCAAGAUGGAGGCUGAUCAGGCCGCUCGCCAACGCCAGCACCUGCAGCAGACGCGCUUCGAGGCCAGACAACGCGGUCGGUCUCGGUCGCCCAGAAGGACCGCCGCCGCUGCGGCUGGCCUGACACCCUCGCCAUCAGAAUCGCCAACCUCGCCUUUUGCGCCCGUCAUCACUACCCCAAAGGGCACCGCAUCCGCACGCCAACCCGGAAGCGACAGUUUCUUCCCACCUGUUCAGCUUCAUAUGCCGAGCCAUGUUGCGCCAAUUCAGCAUCAUGCUCAGCAGCAGCAGCAGCAGCAGCAGCAGCAGCAGCAACAGACGCAGCAGUCUCCGCGAUCCACUCAGCGUCACUUACACGAACAGCAAGGACCGCUGAGUCUCGAUGCUCUUGCAACGCAAACUGCUGCCGGCUCGUCGUCAAUGGACGUUUCGCAACUUGGCGGCGAAAAUCAGCGCCAGCGAGGGACACCAGCACAACAUGAGCAGCAGCGGCAGCCCCUCUUCUGGUCGUCCUCGGAAGGAUCAGGUCCACCGCAUCUGUCCGACGAGGAGCAAGAGGACGAGUACCAGGGCGCAGACGUCGAAGAAGACUUUGGUGCAGACGACUCGGAACCGAGAUUGUCGGACAUUCCAGAAGGAUCCGAGGACGCACUCUCUCCCGAUGUUUCUCUCUCUUCACCUCAGCCUUUUGACGAAGAGGAAGAGGAGGAAGAAGGGGAUGAGGCAGUAGCAGAGGCAUCGGGACGAGUAGGCCAGGGGCUUGACAUUGGCUACUAUGGACUGUCGCAGUACAAUUCCAUGAUGCGGCGACAUGCAGAGCCCGAAGGUCUCAGCGACAUUGCAGAGGAAGAGAGCAACCUCAGCGCGAGCAUCACAUCUGCGGGAGCGGCAUCGCCACCGGGCCGAAAUCUCUCGCCUGUCCGGGGCAGCGCAUAUCAGCCGCAGAGCUUGAGCGCGGCGGUGCUGAUGAGGGAGCAGGAGUGGAAAGCGAGUCUGGAGAGGAUCGCGAGUGCUCAACAAGCGAUUGGUCGACGAGAGGCGGAAGAGGCUGGAGGGGACGACACCGAGGGUGACGACGUGGACGAGGAAGGAGACGGUGGAGAAGAUGUGUUUGCAACGUCUCCACCCAGUGGUGCUCAGCCCGGUCCCUCGAUUCCGCUCGUCGGUGCUUCUCCCAAACUUACUUCGAAGCGGUCACAAGAGCUGGAGAGAGCAGAGGAAGAAGGGCAGGACGACGGCACGAUGAGUCAAUCGUCUUCGUCGAGCACCAUUACGCGCAAGAAGCCGAAGGGCGAUGUCUGGUGGUGAUCUAGUUUGUUUGUGUGUGUGUUUGUUUCCAGCUUCGUGUCAUUUUUAAUACCUAUGGUUCAUGAUCUCGUCC